This is a messenger RNA of Haliotis rufescens (red abalone), 9118 nucleotides long. RefSeq names its product proto-oncogene tyrosine-protein kinase receptor Ret-like. The record is from RefSeq and is a predicted model, not a curated record. Bases 616 to 3981 code for a protein of 1121 amino acids. Lineage: Eukaryota; Metazoa; Mollusca; Gastropoda; Lepetellida; Haliotidae. The transcript has 21 exons. Gene Ontology annotation, cellular component: axon; membrane; signaling receptor complex. Gene Ontology annotation, biological process: protein phosphorylation; cell surface receptor protein tyrosine kinase signaling pathway; positive regulation of kinase activity. Gene Ontology annotation, molecular function: calcium ion binding; transmembrane receptor protein tyrosine kinase activity; ATP binding.
AAUAGAUUCUCACAGCUCCUCGUAGGCAGGAGGUUUCUCAUUGAAAGUUCCCUACCACAUCGGAUGAAAGUUGUUAAGUCAGUGGCCUUUCACUGACUGUCUUUGAAACAGAUGUUUUUUUUUCCAUGUCAGGGAACAUUAUGGGUAUUUGAACAAUUCUUGAGAAGAGGGAUUUAUUUUAGCAGUUGAAACACCAGGGUGAAAACUGAAAUACGAUCUAAAUUUAACCUGAUAAAAGUUUGAAGAAAGGGAUGAUGCAAAUCAACUGUGAAUGGAACGUUGAGUAGGGUGGGGGCUGUGUUUCGUAUCCCACCUCCGUGGUAAAAGACAUGGACACUACAUGUUGCCUGUGACAACAGAGCCAGUUGGCAAUGAUGUGAAUUUGCUGGCGUCAGAUGAUUAAACCUCCUCAUGAGGGUUGGAGAGCACUGCCGCAAUACACAAGCAUAAUAGAGGACGAACUAAUCAGCCUUACAGAGGACACGUAUGCAGGACCGCCGUCAGCUAAAGGUGGUCCACUGGCAUGAUAGCCAGUGAUCUCUGUUGAGAAGUCAUGUCAUAGAUCUACCUGUGAUUUUUGCAAGGGUCAGUUUGUUCCGUCCGCUAGUGGCCAUCAUGUGGCGUCUUUGGACUUACCUCUUCAUAACUUUCCUAUGUAAAGACAUCUCGGGACUCUAUUUCCCGAAGUCGAUGUACAGUUUCACACUACCGCCAGGUGCUCCCCAUAAUACAGUAAUCGGCCGUGUGUAUGUGCUGAACAAUGUCACGUCCCACUGUGACGACAACGGCAUCGCGUUCACGAUGUACUGGACCCAGGAGUACAAAGGUGAGGUGUCACGGCUGGUUGGCAUUGAUCACGUGUCGGGAAAGGUGAAAGUUAUCGGCUUCAGCGAGGAAGCAGAGAGUGGGGAACACACGAUGGACCUCAGUGUAAACGCAUCCUGCACAGACAGUCUUGGCCAGCUGGAAGUUGCCUUUGUCCCUGUAAAAGUCCACGUGCCCAUUGAUUCCAGGGGUGGUUCAACCCACGUUGGUUCUGACUCAAACCAAAGGUUUGAGAAGCUGUGUUGGGAAGAGAGAGAUCCGACGUUUAUGGUUCAGGAAGACGCGACCCCUGUGACGUUCGGAGCCCUGAGGUAUCCCCCAGACAUAGGCGAGGACAUCUCUAUGAUCUACAGCCUAGAUGACGCAGCAUCAGGUACACAAUACUUCACCAUGAACAGCGUUACUUCUGAAAUGAACCUGACACAGCCUCUUGAUCGUGAGCAGAACGACGCAGUCAGCAUGAACGUGACAUGUACAGUGAAAUCUGGUUCACAAGAAAUUGGUAAAACAAGCACCACUGUUACUGUCAAUGUGAUUGGCGUUAAUGACAACCCACUAAUAUUUUCUGAAGACAGCUCGCAGCUUCGAGAAAUAAACAUCACAGAAGAUACCCAGCGUGUCAGGGAGAUGCUGCAAGAUGUUGACAGAGGACAACCUGGACAGUAUGACGUCACAGUUGUUAACGACACACAGAGGCUCGUGAACACAACCAAUCUGGUUCAAAAUUCAGUUCAAGGGAAUUAUCUACUACUAAGUGUGGCAGCUAAUGUAAGAGAGGACAUGGAGUCGCCCUACUCUGUGGAUAUCCAUAUACGAGACAAGGGAUUCCAACCACAGUUGAGUACAGCAGCAAACAGCAGUGAUACGGCAAUAGUCAGACUGCACUAUAGAAGACACGCGCCUUAUGUGAAGAUGGAGCUGAAUAGGAAUGCAGCCAAAUAUUACAGGCUCGGCACUCUAUCAACUCGCCCGGAGUUGGGAAAUGCCAAAAUCAACCACUACAGCAUCAGUAACGCAAUCAACUCCCCCGUUCCCGUAGCAGUGACGCCAGGCAAGGGGAUUGUCUACGUUGUGGAUGACCGUUUGUUGCAAAAGUUCCAGCACCGCGUCUUCACCGUUGACGUCAACGCCAGGACAGAGGGUGGUGAUCUGUUGGUGAAAACCAUCCAGGUGUCCAUCAAGGGCGACGUCGGCAGAGAACUUGGAACAUGUGAUGAAGGGUGUUCCCAGUAUAUGAAUAUGUCAUCGUGUGAGAACAGCUGCGGACUAGGGACUGCGGACCGACGGUGCAGGUGGCGACCCGGCUACACGAACAUGAGCAGGCUGUACUCCACUUGUACGUUCCUCUGGAGGACGUGUCCAGACAGAGUCUGUGACGAGCUGGAGCAGCUGAAUGCCUAUCUCUGUCCACAGGACUGCACUAACGAAUCAAUCAUAGGCGAGACCCGUCCGACCACAGGGCGUGGCAUUGGAAUGGCUAAGGGCCCGUGUUGGUGUGACGGGAGACCGGUGAAGUGUCAUUGUAUGGGGGACUUGCGACUGGGCGUCACCCACACCGAGAGGGUCACUCACGUUGCUGGUACAGUUGCCGAGCAACGAGCAGACGACACCGAUUCCUGCGGCAAUAUGUGCAAGGCAUCUGUUGCUGCUUCCGUUGUCUGUGUAGUGGCUGUCGUUGUCGUCAGUCUUGUCAUUUGGCUGGUUUGGCGUCGACGUAGAAGUCGUCGUUCACAGGUCCUGAAACAUGUCGGCAGCAUUGUAUCAAUGACGGCGUUGCCGUCUGACUACCUGGAGGACCGAGAGCCAAGGACGUCGUACCACACUAACCCCUCGCCGCAAUGGUCGCCUAAAGUCACCACAGUACCCCCUGUCAGUAAUGAUCUUCGCGUCGACAAGUGGGAGUUCCCCCGGGAACACCUUCACCUGGAGCAGACCCUCGGGGAGGGGGAGUUCGGACAGGUGGUCCAGGCCAUGGCGUGGGCGAUCUACGGGGACGACAAGUACGCCACUGUCGCUGUCAAGAUGUUAAAAACGGAUGCCACAGGAGCGGAGUACCAGGACUUGUGGUCGGAACUGAAUCUCCUCAAGGAGGUGAACCACCCUAACGUGAUCCGUCUGCUGGGAGCAUGCACACAGAAUGGUCCGUUUUACGUGAUUGUUGAGUACUGUAAACAUGGAUGCUUGAAAAGCUAUUUACGAAGUGCACGAUUUAAAGACCGGAAGAGCUGGGACGAAAAGCAAAAAUCCGUGAAUGCCGAAACUGUCCGGAAUGAGACGACAGUUGUGCUUGCAAUUCGCGAUCUACUUUCCUUUUCAUGGCAGAUCGCUAAAGGCAUGGAGUACCUGUCCAACAUGAAAUUUGUCCACAGAGAUCUGGCAGCUCGCAAUGUACUUGUGGGAGACGGGCGUGUCCUCAAGAUAUCAGACUUCGGGCUCAGUCGGGAUGUGUAUGAAGCCGAUGCAUAUCUCAAGAUGACGAAGGGCCGUAUCCCCGUGAAGUGGAUGGCCCCAGAGUCGCUGUAUGCACAGAUAUACACAACCAAGAGCGACAUAUGGUCGUUCGGAGUUUUGCUGUGGGAAAUGAUAACAUUAGGAGCCAGCCCGUAUCCAGGAAUCGCCCCGGAGCGACUCUUCAGCUUAUUGAGAACAGGCUACCGGAUGGAUCGACCAGAGGACUGUCCCGAGGAAGUGUAUGCCAUCAUGCAGAAAUGUUGGAAGUCAGAACCUGAAGAAAGGCCAACAUUCCACAAGCUAGCAGACAUACUUGAUACCAUGUUGCAACAAAGGGAGGGUUACCUAGACCUGACCGACGACACGGCGUAUAUGGAAGACAGAUUAAAUUAUUUAGACAGUACCGACUGGCGUGGUGAAUGGAGCGACUACGAAGAGGGUUACGGUAGCAUAACAGUACUGAGGCAAACGGGGGACAACUACCUGACCGCCAUGUCUUGUGGGGAGGGGGAGACUGAUGCUGGAGAGGAGGGCAAACUGCUUCCACCAUCGCCGAAAGGUAAAGACAUUCUCAAGCACUUGGACAACAAGAAGAUGUCAAACACCAACCGCGAGGAAGACAUUUGGCUUUUGAAAAACUCAAAGGCGGACUUUAAUAAGGGGAAAAGCUGGAGGGACAAUGCCUAUGAAAUCCACUGUGUCUGAAGUUUACUGUGUAUGGUAUUCGUAAUCGAGAUGUUACUUACCUCACGUGUAGGAGGCACACUUGAACUUGGAGACCGUGUGACAAUAUGAUAAAUGAUUGCGUAUUCUGUUCCCUGCACUGAUUUGGAUAAAAGCCACCAUGGAGAAGAAUAAUGCAUAAUAUUGACGAAUAUGCGACCGUGAAAUAUCAUCAAAUCAAUACCUACAUAUAUGAAUAUUAUAUUUAUAUGGAGAUACCAGUGCAUUUAUAUUGCAAAUUGUGACUCGAAAGUACACAAGUGUUUAAUACUCUUGUCGUGUUCCUUACUUUGUGGUGCUCUGAUCUUGUAGAAGACGAAAUGUGUCGCACGCCUCCGUACAGUGAAAGAGCUCUAUUGUUCUUAAAUGGACUACGGCCUGUUGUGGAAUUGUAUAAUAAGAACGUGUUUAAUAGGGGCGUAUCGGCGGACUACCAACAUGAACUUUCAGGACGUGUUAAAUUAAUGCAUAAUUUAAUCACCAGAUCUGUAAUAGUUCUGUAAUGUGUAUAGAUGACAUAUAUUCAUUGUGUAAAACUCAGAAUUCAAACUGAACAUCAUGUACAUUCAUCUGUUUGUUGCAUCUGAUGUUAAUAGUGAAUACUGACACAUGUAGAAGUUCUGAGACCUGAAUAAUUACAAAAUGUCACAGCUGACAAAGCAAAUAAAUAACUAUCAGAAUGACUGAUUAGUGUUUCAGUGUAGUUCAGAGAUUAUCACGAACUACUGUCGUGCAGAUUCAAAUAAAUGUAGCAUUGCUGAUAUUGAGCACAACCGAUUUUGCUGCUGUCUGUUCUGGUUAAGCUGUAUCAAGUUCUAUUUUGGAAAUGUUAUAUGAGACAAAUGUUGAAAUGGCUUGUUUCUGUUACGAAACUACAUGACACGCAACAUUGAAACACUACACCAGUCUACAUUACAAAGUAUUGAAUUGAAAUUGUCGAUCGAUGUAUUUGUUAAUUCCCAGCACGGGCAAUGGAAUAACUCUCAGGUUCAAAUAUCGUUUUCUGAGAUCUUACUGUAAUCAUGACUAUCUUUUGUGCUAUAAGAUGCCGCACUAGGAUACAUUUAAUAACGUUCAGCUUUCCAUGAUGUAUUACCGUGAUCAAAUUAUUAUACCACGUUUUUAUCCACAUUAUCAAAUGAUUAGCGAACACACUUAAUUAUAUAUUUUUUUAAAAAUGCGUCCAUGUUACCAAAUACUUAUUUGUGCUAAAUAAGCUAUUCUUUACGAUACAGUCAGUUGUUGCUAGCUGUUGUUCCUUACUGUGUUUAUUUCAGGUGUAUGUUGACAUAUUUUAUAACUAUAUGUAUGUGGUCAGCAUUGUGGUUUGUGUAUUACAUGAGAUAUUUCAGGACGUACUCUAACACGGCAGCGCUACGAGGAGGUAAUUAUUGGACAUAACAUGUUAGGAUCAUUUUCACCUUGACUGAUCCAUUAAUGGUUAACCACUGGCUAACCCUUGACUCUAACUGUCGUAUCUACUGGUCACAUGCAAUAAAUACACUACUGUACAUGUUUAACUGCCUUAGCUACGGCUUACGUUCAUUAAAUACACAACUGUAUAACUGCUAUAGCUCGUGGUUACAUUCAACACAUAUCCAACUGUUUAACUCCUAUAGCUCGUGGUAACAUUCAACACAUAUCCAACUGUAUAACUGCUAUAGCUCGUGGUAACAUUCAACACAUAUUCAACUGUUUAACUGCUAUAGCUACAGCUUACAUUCAACACAUUUCGUACUGUUUAUCUGCUAUAGCUACAGCUUACAUUCAACUCAUAUACAACUGUUUAACUGCUAUAGCUACAGCUUACAUUCAACACAUAUACAACUGUUUAACUGCUAUAGCUACAGCUUACAUUCAACACAUAUACAACUGUUUACCUACCAUAGCUACAGUUUACAUUCAACACAUAUACAACUGUUUACCUACCAUAGCUACAGUUUACAUUCAACACAUAUACAACUGUUUACCUACCAUAGCUACAGCUUACACUCAACACAUAUACAACUGUUUACCUUCCAUAGCUACAGCUUAAUUCAACACAUAUACAACUGUUUAACUACUAUAGCUACAGCUUACAUUCAACAUAUAUCCAACUGUUUACCUACCAUAGCUACAGCUUACAUUCAAUAAAUACACAACUGUUUAACUGCUAUAGCUACAGCUUACAUUCAACACAUAUACAACUGUUUACCUACCAUAGCUACAGCUUACAUUCAAUAAAUACACAAUACUUUUGGACCGCGGAUCAUGAGCGAGGUGAGACAAUCGACAGUGGGGAAACCAUUAAUCUCGCAACGCGAUGGAAGCUGUAUUUCCCCAGCCAUACAUGUCACUGUUCGAUCAUUAUAGGGUUAGCUCACUGGCACUGAAAAAACAUCACCGUUCAAUCGCAAAUGAGGUAAAGUCAGUAAACACAACAAUGUUAUUCUUGUUACACAGAUGAGUUUUACUGUCAGUCUGACCAUUGCAAUUGAACCGUCACAGAUUUUACAUAAACCAUGCGUGUUGAACCGAACAAGGAUAUCAUUCAUUUACACUGUAUGUAUUGAACCAAACUGAUGGGACUUACACUCAAACAAAUCUUUGGCAUCCUAGGCCAGGAUAUUCUGCUGUCCUGUAACGGGAUGCUGAGGUUAUAUCACAGUAUAGUUGCAGAUGCGACACAGGGGACGUUAACGUUAUGUCACACUACAGUUGCAGAUCCGACACAGGGGAUGUUAACAUUAUAACACACUAAAUGUGCAGAUUCGCCACAGGGGAUGCGAACGUUAUAACACACUAGAUGUGCAGAUCCGCCACAGGGUGUGGGAACGUUAUAACACACUAAAUGUGCAGAUCCGACAAAGGGGAUGCUAACCUUAUAUCACACUAUCGAUGAGAUCUGCCACAGGGGAUGCGAACAUUAUAACACUAAAUGUGCAGAUCCGACACAGGGGAUGCUAACCUCAUAUCACACUAUCGUUGCAGAUCUGACACAGGGUGAUGCGAACAUUAUAACACUAAAUGUGCAGAUCCGACACAGGGGAUAAGAACAUUAUAACACACUAAAUGUGCAGAUCCGACAACGGGGAUGCGAACAUUAUAACACACUAAAUGUGCAGAUCCGACACAGGGGAUGCGAACAUUAUAACACACUAGAUGUGCAGAUCCGCCACAGGGGAUGCGAACAUUAUAACACACUAAAUGUGCAGAUCCGACACAGGGGAUGCUUACCUUAUAUAACACUAUCGUUGCAGAUCUGCCACAGGGGAUGCGAACAUUAUAACACACUAAACGUGCAGAUCCGACACAGGGGAUGUUAACGUUAUACCACACUACAGUUGCAGAUCCGACAAAGCGGAUGUUAACGUUAUAUCACACUGCAGUUGCAGAUCCGACACAGGGGAUGCUAACCUUAUAUCCCACUACAGUUGCAGAUCCGACACAGGGGAUGCUUACGUCAUAUAACACUACAGUUGCAGAUCCGACACAGGGGAUGCGAACAUUAUAACACACUAAAUGUUCAGAUCCGACACAGGGGAUGCGAACAUUAUAACACACUAAAUGUGCAGAUCCGACACAGGGGAUGCGAACAUUACAACACACUUAAUGUGCAGAUCCGACACAGGGGAUGCUAAUGGUAUAUCACACUAAGUGUGUUCCUCAUAAUAAAGAAGUUGACAUCCAUAUCUUCUCUUCCUGACACUAUACUUGCCGGUCCGACACACGGAAAGUUCUCACAAGCUAUGGUAGUCGAACCCUACAAUUAAACUAUUAUGUCAGUCCGGCCAUUGGUAGAGCUUACAACCACUUGUAUCAUUACUGCUAAAUCCAGCAGAGUUAACCGUUACCUUAUUACCACCAGAUAGAAGGGCUGGCGCUAGUUCCAGUAAGCUCCCGACCGUCACAGUGACAGCUUCAGGCGCCCAUUUCCGUUCUUGCAAAACAGUUUUGAAUGAACUGUAUGUCUAACGAGAUCAUUACAAAAUUUAAAUGAAUUGUUUCACAUUUGAUGCGAUAAUGAUUGAGCAAUACGAAUGCCUUUUACCUCAUACAUAAAAUGAAGAGUUAAUGCAUGACAAUUGGUAGCCACCUUGUGAAACAUGGACACAGCCAAUACCUUGUGAUGACAGGUAGAACAUCUGGUGUUCCAGGGGAACAUGCCAGGUCAUAAGCUGUCUGUGUUGUGUGUUGAGUUCAUUAUUCAGUUUUAGUAUUUAUUUGUCAUAGGACGAUGAUUUACAUGAAGGAUUUUAUUCGAACAUGUUCCCAUUAGCCAUAGGUUCGAAGCUAAUCAUAUCAUUCUAAUUGAUAUAUACAGUUGCAGUUGAUAAUGUUCACCGACAUGUACAACACCACUCUAGAUGGCAGAUCGACAUGAUAGUUUAGAUCAUCAAAUGAUUGGCUUUGAAAGUGUCUUAACGCAACAUACACUGUGUGUUCAGGAUAUGUACCAGUCUGUUAAAAGAUCUGUCUGAAGACUUAUUUUGUACUGUAAUUGGAUUUAUGUUAUGUGAGAGGUGACACGUUAGGGUGUAUGGUUUAGGUACUAGUGUAAGACAUUGAGAAAGUAUUGGAACCCCGUAUUUAUUCGGGGCGGUCGGGUAGCCUAGUGGUUAAAGCGUUCGCUCGUCACACCAAAGACCCGGGUUCGAUUCCCGACAUGGGUACAAUGUGUUAAGCCCAUUUCUGGUGUCCCCCGCCGUGAUAUUGCUGGAAUAUUGCUAAAAGCGGCGUAAAACGAUACUCACUCACUCACCCCGUAUUUAUUCAUUAUUCGUUUAUUCCUUUGGUUCAAAUUCCCCCCUCCCAAUUUAGUUCAAUCAAAUAUGUGUAUUACAAGUUAACCACUGAUUUACUCGUCAUUUUUAAUGUGAAGUAAAAGUUGCGAAACCUUAUGUUUCUUAUACUAGUAUCCACGAUGCUGUGCACUCAGAAUGUGGAAACGUUUCCCUUGAAAGAUUUCUUUGUACAUUCCAAAUAAAUAAAUAUAAUUCUAAGGUGCAGUGUUCACUUGCAUUUUUUAUGUACAUGUAUGUAUGCACGUAUUCAUGUAACAGAUACAAACGUUGCCACGUGAACACUGAAACAUGGGUCACGACGUCACAAAUUGAUUACAUUACGUUCAUAACAAUCA